Messenger RNA from Symbiodinium natans, 600 nucleotides. The record is from the annotation of a GenBank genome assembly. Lineage: Eukaryota; Dinophyceae; Suessiales; Symbiodiniaceae.
AUGCUGAUCGGCUUAACAGUGCUUGAGGAAGUAGAUUCGCGAUUUCCCCCCUGCCUUGCUGACGCCAUGUCCAGCGGAGUCAUGACGCCCAAUGCCCUUCUGGCAGCGCCAAGCACCCCCAGUUUCGCAACAGUGGGGCUGAGCACCAUGCAACAAUACGUCGAUAAAGAAACCAUACCUCCACUAGAAGAAGCCCUAGCAGAAGCAGCAACAGCCAAGCAGGCGAUGACCCAAUCAGAGAAGGUGUUUCUACUCGCCAAAGCUCAACGAGACACCUGCAAGACACGACUACAACUCGCGACCCACAUGGUCGCCGAGGCGAAAAAAGCAGAAAAACAAAAAGGCAAGGCAAAGCCCAAGGACAGAAAGCAAGACACAAAAAAACACAAGAAGGACAAAAGAAAAGAGAAGGCGCUCCACAAAAAGAAUAAUGAAGGAUCAGGCACAGGAAGCGCUACCACCCACGAAGAAAUCGAAGAAGAUAUGGUUGGAGAAGGAGGCAUCCGAGACCUGCUUGAAGACAGGCGAACCGAUCCGGCUUCUCAGCUGCAAGUUUCGAAGUAUCUAGGAAUUCAUCGCCAACUGCGUCAGGCGUUGUAA